This is a messenger RNA of Spodoptera exigua (beet armyworm), 2146 nucleotides long. NCBI's taxonomy places the organism in Eukaryota, Metazoa, Arthropoda, Insecta, Lepidoptera, Noctuidae. The record is from the annotation of a GenBank genome assembly.
CCUGAGUUGUCCUAAGCAGCAUACAUAGGGGUGUUUUAUUUUAUUUUUGACCAGCUUUCUUUAAAUCUAAAUCACAGAAAAUCUAUUCAGCACCCACCGCAGAGUUGUGAAUAUAGUGAAUUUAUAAUUGCAGCCAUGACAAUUGUGUAGUAGUGUCGCCGUUAAUCAUUUAAUAGGACCGACGCUUGUCACGCUAAUCAUUAUUUUGUAGUGAUCGUAAUUGGUUCCUAGACGUUGUGGGGAAUACCAAGUGGUACCUGGAAUCGAUGGCUGCUUGAGUGUUUCCGUAGUGUGAUUACGUAGGGGAGAGUAGCUGCCCCUGUUCGGUGACUCAUUCGCGGGCUGGUACGUUGCAAAUCAUGGAUACCGAUGAUGGAGAAUCUUCGAGCAGCGGCCCUAUGUCCAGUCUGAACAGCCUGUUCUCGUUCACAAGUCCCGCCGUUAAAAAGUUGCUGGGUUGGAAGCAGGGUGAUGAAGAAGAAAAAUGGGCAGAGAAAGCGGUUGACAGCUUGGUCAAGAAAUUGAAGAAACGGAAGGGUGCUAUCGAGGAGUUGGAACGGGCGCUGUCGUGUCCUGGCACGCCGUCCAAGUGUGUCACCAUUCCCCGGUCACUAGAUGGAAGGCUGCAGGUAUCGCACCGUAAGGGCCUCCCUCACGUCAUCUACUGCCGUGUGUGGCGCUGGCCUGACCUUCAGAGCCACCACGAGCUCAAACCCUUGGAGAUUUGCCAGUACCCCUUCAGCGCCAAGCAGAAAGAAGUGUGCAUCAACCCCUACCAUUACAAGAGAGUCGAGAGCCCCGUCCUGCCCCCAGUGUUAGUACCCAGACAUUCUGAAUUCGCCCCAGGACACUCCUUACUGCCUUUCCAAAGGACGGCAGAACCUUCGAUGCCUCACAAUGUGUCAUACUCGGGGUCUGGGUUCCCUCCUUCAGCUAGCUCGGAGCUCCCAGACACGCCGCCUCCGGCGUACUCCCCACCCUCAGACGACUCGGAACCACCUGGAGAAGUUGCACCAGUUUCUUACCAGGAGCCCCUGUACUGGGCAUCCGUCGCGUAUUACGAGCUAAACUGCCGCGUCGGUGAAGUUUUCCAUUGCAACUCCCAUUCGGUUGUGGUAGAUGGGUUUACGGAUCCCUCGAAUAAUAGCGACAGGUUCUGCUUAGGUCAGCUCAGUAAUGUGAACAGAAAUUCCACGAUCGAGAACACCAGACGUCACAUAGGGAAAGGAGUACAUUUGUACUACGUCGGAGGAGAAGUUUACGCAGAGUGCCUGUCCGACGCCGCCAUCUUUGUCCAGAGUCGAAACUGUAAUCAUCACCACGGCUUCCACCCCUCCACCGUGUGCAAAAUACCUCCUGGAUGCUCUUUAAAGAUCUUCAAUAACAGGGAGUUUGCACAACUGCUAUCCCAAAGUGUUAAUCAUGGUUUCGAAGCUGUUUACGAGCUGACGAAAAUGUGUACGAUUCGCAUGUCGUUCGUGAAGGGAUGGGGAGCGGAGUACCACCGCCAGGACGUGACGUCGACUCCUUGCUGGAUAGAGAUCCACCUGCACGGGCCGCUGCAGUGGCUGGACAAGGUGCUGACACAGAUGGGCUCCCCGCACAACGCCAUCUCGUCAGUCUCCUAGCCGCGCCGCACACGUUCCACUCCCCCCACCGUAAUUUGGUAUCCGGUAUUAAAUUCUUUAAUCUCAAAAAUCAUUUCAACCAUUGCAUUUUGUAUUUUAUACGUGACAAAAUAUUUUUCAUUUUUUUAAUGUUUUGUGUUGUAACAAAGCCCCAAUUGGCAUUUAACAAUUAUGCAGCUCAAACCAUGUGUCCAAUUUAUUGAAAUGUAUUUUGUAAGCGUAUUCUAAUGAAUAAAGACAUUAAGGUUUACUAUACUCGUCAAUAUAAUUUAUGACAAGGUAAAAAAGAUAUUAUUGGUGUAAAUAAAUAAUGCUUAUAAACUUUGGUAAUGUCAAGCACAAAAGUCUAAGUUCGCCAUAAAUUCUUUCGAUAUUGAUGAUAUUAUAUUUUAGUAUAUUAUCAUAGAUAUAUUUUUAAGAUAAGACAUAUAUAUGUAAGUUUUCAUAUACUACACUUAGAUAUAUUCUUAAUUCAAUUUUUAUUUUAACUAACACACAACAAUAAACAAUCAUUAUUU